GAAUCCUAAUCAAGAGACUGAUAUUUUUCUUAAGAAUAAAGGAAUUCCUAAUGUACAAGCAUGGAAGUGGUCUUGCAUUAUCGACCAUAUCAGAGAGAUCAAAUAAAACUGCAGAAAUUUGCAGAAGCAGCAGUGAAAGAGUUCCCCAUUCGUCAGUUACCAAGAUUUGCACCCUGGUUUCCAAAUGAUUUAAGCGGACUUCCUCUCAAACCAAAAAAGAGGCCACCUGUUAUUUCUUUUGAGGAAGCAGAAGAAUUGAAACAGCUUUCUACACCUUCAGUCUGUGUUACACGAUCUCCUGAUUAUGACUGCACAAAAAAUCUCCUUGAGUUUCAGUCUAAUGUGAAAUACCGACAGACUUUAACACAAGCACAAACAGUUCACAGAUCAAUUAACUUGGAGAGUCAAGGAGAACCACCACCAAAUGGAAAACAAAAAUUGAAAAGAUCUUGGAGUGUCUCUCUGCCUUGCCCUAAGCUUAAAGAAAAGAUUCUCCCUUUAUCUCAAGAACUGCGAAAUAAUUUGGAAAGACUAAAACUACAUGCAUUUUAUCGAGCAAAGUGGACAAUUGAGCAGUCUGUUUGUAAUAAUCAAAAUUUGGAGGACAUUUGGAUAAAAUUGAAUAGGCUUAUCAAGCAGAAUGAAUUGCCAUCUUGCAAUGCUACUAUCCAAAGAUCUGUGGGACAGAUAUGGAUUUUCUGUGAUAUAUUUUACUGUGAAUAUGUUAGAAAUGUUCUUAGGAAAAAGCUGUGCCUUACUGAUAAAAUGAAUUUGCUUGUGCAUAAAUUUGGAGUUAUAUUUAGCUUAUAA
Molecule: messenger RNA, 810 nt
Organism: Indicator indicator
Lineage: Eukaryota; Metazoa; Chordata; Aves; Piciformes; Indicatoridae
Gene: SHLD3
Product: shieldin complex subunit 3
Exons: 1
Coding region: 61-810 (249 amino acids)
Biological process (GO): positive regulation of double-strand break repair via nonhomologous end joining; negative regulation of double-strand break repair via homologous recombination; positive regulation of isotype switching
Source: RefSeq, a predicted model, not a curated record